AUGAAGUUUGGAGAAAACCUCCACCAAUUCCAGAUUGUAGAAUGGGCUCCGUGGUACAUUGACUAUCGUCGGCUGAAAAGGCUCUACAAGCAGCAGCUUUCUGUUGAUGACGAGAAAGCUAUUGCAGAUCUUUCAGACUUCCAAGCCGCACUCUCGGAAUCCUUGGACCGCUUUGAUCAAUUCUACCGUAGCAAGCUGCACUUUCUGCGGCAGGAUUUGGGGUCACUGUGCGAGCAUUAUGGACUUCGCAAUGAAGAACCUAUCAUCACCGGUGAUGUAUUGGAGCUUUGGGAUCUUACCGCAAGACUAUCGGAUCUACACAAUGCCAUUGAGCAGCUGCAAUAUUUUGCUUUCAUCAAUCAGGAGAAGAUACUGAGUAAGGUAUCAAAGUUCACUGGCGCAGAGUGGUCUCUCGAUUUCUCGGCUCAGACUCAGGGGUUGCAACUUCUCAAGCGUGUCAAGGAUUUUCAGAGCAGAUUGAUCCAGCCAAUCUUGCCAUCAGCAUGCCAGACUUCACUAGCUCAACGGAAGUACAUUGCUCUAGGAGGAGAUUAUGCUGCUUUGAACUCUGCGCUCGAAGCUAUUAACAUCAACGAUGUGACAGCCUUGACAAAGGCUGUGAAAUUGACAACCAAGAACUCAAAUAUUUUACUAUCUAUCUUGUUGCACAGAUCAAUCACUCUGGAAUCAAAGGACUGCUUCAAAUCCUUAAUUGAGCUCAUAACCCCAACGACCGAUCAUUUAACACGACUUUUGAUCAUAUUUCGCAGUGAAGCAGAUCCCGAUAGCACUCAUCCUGUCGAAAGCAAGGGCGAUUUCAGCCUCGAUAUAGCUGCAGAACUCGUUCGUCAUCUUAUUGACGUGAUGGCCAGUACUGGCAUGGCGCUACUGAUUGGAGACUCUGUCGGGCGUACGCCACUUCAUUACGCCGUGCACUAUGGCCUUUAUGACUUGUGCAUAUAUCUUUGGCACUGUCUACGUCGAGUUCGGAUACUCUUUUGCAAUGUGCAGACCCCUGCAGCUCUCUUAGAGGACGAUGGCUGUAUCACUCCUUUAAAACUCGCGAUUAUUACCGGAGCUAUACCAAUAACACAAAUGUUGCUGGUCAGCUUGAACGACUCUUUCAAAGAACUGAAUGACCCGGAGAAGUUUGCCCGGAAAGCGAUGCUUGGUGAAUAUCUAACCAUAGCUGUGCAACUCAACUCGACUAUUGUCGUGCUGCUCCUAGUGCUCGCUGGUGCCGACGUGAACUACAAAUCACACAACAAUGAAACAACUCUCUACCUCGCGACGCGGUCGCGCAAGUCCGCAGUCGUCAGCUGUCUAUUCGGCAAAGCGGUUGAAGGUCAAGACUUGGACUUGAACGCCUGUGAGGCCAUCAAUGGCUGGACAGCUUUGAUCCUGGCUUGCAGAAAUGGAGAUACAGACAUUGUGUAUCAAUUGCUCCAAGCCGGAGCCGAUCCUACGAAAAGGGACUGUCAAGGCUGGACGGCGAAAGACCAUGCUGCUUUCAAGGGACGGGAACAAAUGAUCGAAACUGUGGAAGGGAUGUGCAGUACGACAGGAGUGACGACCCUCAGCUCCAGCGCUACAUCCCUUGACGAUUAUUUAUCCAUCUUUCAAAGAACGGCAAGACCAAUGACCCAACGUCAACAAGCGGACGACUUAACAUCUGGACAUACCCAAGUCUUCGUAAAUCUAGGAGCCUUGGACACCGACAAGCCUAUCACUGCUAUCAACCUAAGCCCAUUGGUUCACCCACGUCCAUUUACUCCGAAAGAUGAAGCAGGCUAUUUGGUCGAAGUCUGUGCCAGUGACGGAAAUCCGGCCAAACAUGUAAUCACUCUGCCAAUCAUGGAGGAUCUGGCAAACUCACCAAUGCGAUUCACGACGGACCAGCUCAAUUCCUUACGGUUGGCUUUCAACGUCUACGAAGCGACGGGCAUUCCAAGACAGCGAGGCUCUCUUAUAGGGGUUGCCAUCGCCCUUCUUGACAGUCUCAAGAGCGGGCUAGGAGAGAAAGAAGAAAGUCUCGUCAGAAAUUUCACGAUACCUAUCCUUAAAAAUGAUAUGCAUACGUACAUUGGAUCUGUGACUUUUUAUGUUCUCAUAGUGAAACCACUAUACCCAACCAUCUCAGCUCCAAAACAAGCCGUCAAGCUUGAAGAUAGUGGACGGACCACAAUCAUUGGUCACAGGGGUACUGGCGAGAACGAUCCUAGUCGUAGACAGCUGCAGAUUGGAGAGAACACCAUUGAGGUACAGGCUUUCUUCACAGCGCCCCGUGGAGUAGUAGCUGACUGUAUUGAAGUCAUUCCUGUCCGCAAAAAACUUAGGAGCCUCAUACGUAGAGAUGUCCAAGUCACAAAAGAUGACGUACCUGUCAUCUAUCACGACUUUCUCGUGAGCGAGACUGGCAUUGACGCUCCAAUUCAUGCUCUUACGCUCGAGCAGUUCAUGCAUAUAAGUAAAGCCCAAUCGGCGCCUGUCGACAUCGCUUCAUUAGCUGAGAAAAGAUACCUGGAGAACUGCGGGCAGUCGAGCACUGCAAAUUCCAGAAGACGCUCGUACUCACUAAACAAGUAUGAGCAGUCAGAGGCCCACACCCUGAUUGAACGAAUGAAGCAUACCUUCGAGUUCAAACUAAACGAGCCCCGAGGCUUUGACUCUUACAAGGGCAAUAUCAGAAGCAAGCAUAUCCAAUCGUCUUUUAUGACCCUAGAGGAGAUGUUCAGGAAAUUGCCUGAGGACGUGAGCUUCGAUAUUGAGAUCAAAUAUCCAAUGCUUUUCGAAGCCCACGACUGGGGCAUGAACACCUACGCCCUCGAGGUCAACCACGUAGUCGACACUAUAUUAUCGGUCGUCGACCGCCUUGCCGGAAAUCGCACCAUAUUCUUCUCCUCUUUCAGCCCCGAAAUCUGCAUUCUCCUCUCAAGAAAGCAAGACGUCUACCCUGUGUUCUUCCUGACAGAAGCCGGGCACAUACCAUCAUCUGAUGCUCGAGCGGACAGCUUGCAAGCUGCAAUCCACUUCGCCCGUGCCUGGAAUCUGCCUGGCAUUAUUGCUCGGUCGCAGCCAUUUGUGAUGAGUCCAGGUUUGGUGAAGUAUGUCAAGGACUCGGGGCUGCAAUGCAUUUCUUGGGGGGAACUGAAUGACGAGCCGGAACAUGCUAAGAAACAAGUGCAAGCUGGUCUCGACGCUAUCAUUGUGAACAGCAUCCACUUGAUCUCGAAGACACUAGCGGAGAUGUAG
Bacidia gigantensis is the source of this 3252-nucleotide messenger RNA. RefSeq lists its product as uncharacterized. The coding region runs from base 1 to 3252 and encodes 1083 amino acids. The transcript has 7 exons. Gene Ontology annotation, biological process: glycerophospholipid catabolic process. NCBI's taxonomy places the organism in Eukaryota, Fungi, Ascomycota, Lecanoromycetes, Lecanorales, Ramalinaceae. Gene Ontology annotation, molecular function: glycerophosphocholine phosphodiesterase activity; protein binding. The record is from RefSeq and is a predicted model, not a curated record.